Molecule: messenger RNA, 1188 nt
Organism: Triplophysa dalaica
Lineage: Eukaryota; Metazoa; Chordata; Actinopteri; Cypriniformes; Nemacheilidae
Product: bcl-2-like protein 15
Exons: 4
Coding region: 234-713 (159 amino acids)
Biological process (GO): regulation of apoptotic process
Source: RefSeq, a predicted model, not a curated record
ACGUUUUUAUGGGCGGAUAGACGCCAUUUAUGAAACCGAAAGUCAGUAGUAGCUGUAAUGACAGACUGACAAGCGUCCUCGAAGGAAAAAACGCAUAAUUUUAUGACUUUAGAUUCAGGAAGCCAGACACUCACUGGUUAUUUGACGUUUACAUUCACUCUGACUCCGUCGCUCAAAGACGCGGCCUCGACGUUUACGUUUCUGUGACAAUAACGUUGUCCUGUUGACCGGUGAUGGCGCCCACAGAUAUUCGUAAUGAAACGUUCACUAUCGUGCACUGCCUCUUAAAUGAAGACAAUUUGAUUGAUGUAGAUGGUGAUAGAGAGGAUGAAAAUGACUUUGACGCAGAAAAUGACUUUGACGCAGUGAAGAUUGCCUCUAAACUGAGGAAACUGGGUGACGAUUAUGAUGAGAAAUUCAUUCAGCCCCUGAUCAAAAAUGUGCAGAGGGCGGCAGCUGAUCAGAUGGUGAGCGUGUUCUCUGAUAGCGUGGACAGUCUGUGUAAGAUGUGGGUUGUAGAGCGAGCAGAAGUGGCUUCAGAGAAGCAGCUCCUCAAGGCUGCUGUCACAGUGGGACUUGCUUUUAAGAAGAAUUGCCCUGAUAUGACCAUCGUCAUCGAGGCAGCCAUGGCGAGAUUUGUCAACAACCGUCUAACCAGCUGGAUUGCUCAGCAGGGUGGUUGGGUGUCAGUUACUAAAAGCAGCACAUUGUAAAUGACUGGAGAUCAUAACGUGAGACUGUUUCUCUGGACUUUUGAUUUGAAAUGCAGGCUGAACAUCUAAGGUGCCAAGAAGCUCUUUUACAGACAAUCACAUGACCAGCAAACUAAGGAGCUAUUUAUUCAGCCAUUUAUCAGCUGCCUGUUAUGCACGUUUACUCUAAACAUCUUAUUUAGUUAGUUAGCGUCAAUAUUCAAUUGUUUCAGGGAAUCACAGCCAAUGGUGCAUUUUUUAAGUCUUAGCCAUAGAAUGAUUUCUUUUUCUUGUUAUGUGAUCUGGUUAUGUCAUUUACAUAAAUGUGUAAUUCUAAAUUAUGGCCUGUAUAGAAUAACCAUAUGCUGAAAAGCUUUGUCAAACCCAUUAAAUUAAGCCUCUGUGAACAACUUUACAUUAUGUGUGAUAGUAAACAAUCAUUUGGAGAUCUUUAUAUACUAGACACUAUUGGAAAUAAAAAAAUUGUGAAGCACCA